Molecule: messenger RNA, 1476 nt
Organism: Clonostachys byssicola
Lineage: Eukaryota; Fungi; Ascomycota; Sordariomycetes; Hypocreales; Bionectriaceae
Source: the annotation of a GenBank genome assembly
AUGCCUUCGCGCACGGAAGUUGCGAAACACAACUCGAAAAACUCAUGCUGGGUCGUCAUUUCUGGCAUCGUCUACGACGUUACCAAGCUGAUUGACCAGCAUCCUGGAGGCGCAAACGCGAUUCUCGCGCUGGCCGGUAAAGACGCAACUGAAGAUUUUGACCUUUUCCAUUCGUCAGACACGAUCAAGAGUAGGCCUAAACAAGUCAUUGAGAUAGGACCUAUUGCUGCCGGCGGCGGCUCAUCACAGCCACCUCCGUCGCCAGUGGCAUCUUUCAUAGCAGCAGAGACGUCAGACUCCCGAGAAACGUCGUUAAAGAUGAGUGCAAAGCUUCCACUCGUUGCGUGUAGAUCUCUGCAGGACUUUGAAAAUACCGCUCUCCAGCUACUGCCGGAGAGAAGCCGUGUGUAUUUCCAUACCGGAUCAGAAACAAGAUCUGCAUUUGACAACAACCGGGCUGACUGGGCCCGCCUCACCUUCCGGCCGCGUGUUCUCCGAGAUUCGUCCAAGCUCUCUAUGAGAGAGCAAAUUAUGGGCGUUCAUAGUACCCUGCCCAUCUUCAUCGCUCCCACAGCUUCUGCGCAACUCGGCAAUCCGGACGGCGAGCUUUGUUUCACUCGGGCUGCUGCGCGUAUGGGAAUCCCGCAAGGACUCAGCACGUAUGCCUCUAAGUCUCCGAAGGAGGUGGCUGAAUGUUUUCAGAAUGACCCAGAAAGGCGUGGCGGUGCUUUAUUCUACCAACUCUAUGUGCCGAAAACGAAGGGCAAUGCUAAGCGUAUGCUAGCCGAGGCAAAGUCUUUGGGUUACAAGGCUCUCCUACUCACUGUUGAUAACCCCGUUCUCGGCAAGAGGGACGAGAAUGAUCAAUACAAAGAACUUGCUGCGCUGGGACCUGACGACGAAAAGCGGCCAUACGCCACGCCCCCUCUCCCCGGUGAAGAGCCAGACGUCCCGCGGGCUAUCCAUGAUCCCACACUUUCUUGGGAUGACUUGCCGUGGAUUCGGAAAGCGUGGGGAAAUGGACCUUUAAUUCUAAAGGGUAUCCAAUGCGUUGAAGAUGCAGUGGAAGCAUUGCGCCACGGUGUUGACGGCAUAUAUAUUAGCAACCACGGAGGAAGACAGCUAGAUUACGCACCAAGCGCGGUAGAAGUACUGCUUGAGAUUCGCCAAAAUGCUCCUCAGGUCUUCGAAAAACUCGAUGUCUACGUUGAUGGCGGCAUCAUGAGGGGCACGGACGUGGUCAAGGCGAUUUGCCUAGGAGCGAAAGCAGUCGGCAUAGGGCGUGGCUUCCUGUAUGCUCUGUGUUCCCACGGUACUGACGGUGUUGUUCGAGCCAUCGAAAUCAUGAGCGAAGAAAUUCAAACCACAAUGCGGCUUCUUGGAGUCACGGAUUUAUCGCAGCUAAACUUAUCGUUCCUGAAUUUUAGCCGAUUCUCGCAGGCAAAGGAUAUCAGGUUAUUUUCAUCCAAACUUUGA